AUGACCAAAUUUAGGGGCUGCAUUGAUAUCCAUUCCGGACAAGUUAAGCAGAUUGUGGGUGGGACAUUAACUCAAGAUGAUUCAGCAUCUUCUGAAACUUCAUCAACUAAAGAAAACUUUGUCUCCACCAAACCUUCCUCCCACUACGCACAAUUAUAUAAAGAUUAUAAUGUGAAAGGAUGUCAUGUCAUCAAAUUGGGAUCCAAUCCAGCCAAUGACGAUGCUGCAAAAUUAGCUCUUAGUACUUGGCCACACAAUUUACAAGUAGGUGGUGGAAUAAAUCUCGACAAUGCACAGUAUUGGUUGGAUCAAGGGGCAUCACACGUAAUUUUAACUAGUUGGUUGUUUACUAAAAAUGAACAAGAUAAGAUGGAACUCGAUUUUGGGAAAUUACGGGAAAUAAAUAAAUUAAUUGGCAAAGAAAAACUAAUUGUCGAUUUAAGUUGCCGAACAGUAAUUGAAAAUGGUAAAACAAACUGGUAUGUCGCAAUGAAUAAAUGGCAAACAAUAACAGACACUAUUCUUUCAGCCGAGUUUUUAUUAAAAGUCAGUGCCUACUGCGAUGAGUUUUUAAUUCAUGCAGCAGACGUGGAAGGGCUCUGUAAAGGUAUCGACGAAAAACUUGUGGAAAACUUGGGUGAAUGGUGCCCAGUCGGAUUUGAAGAAAAAAUAGUGUAUGCCGGAGGUGCCAAACUGAUCAACGAUUUAGAUACUGUUGCUAAGCUAAGCAAAGGGAAAGUCGAUUUAACUUACGGAAGCUCGUUAGAUAUUUUUGGUGGAAAAUUGGUUAAUUUUACUGACUUGGUGGAGUGGAAUAAAGCCAACAGCAAGACGAACUAG
Molecule: messenger RNA, 840 nt
Organism: Candida albicans SC5314
Lineage: Eukaryota; Fungi; Ascomycota; Pichiomycetes; Serinales; Debaryomycetaceae
Product: 1-(5-phosphoribosyl)-5- ((5-phosphoribosylamino)methylideneamino)imidazole-4-carboxamide isomerase
Exons: 1
Coding region: 1-840 (279 amino acids)
Biological process (GO): L-tryptophan biosynthetic process; L-histidine biosynthetic process
Cellular component (GO): cytoplasm
Molecular function (GO): 1-(5-phosphoribosyl)-5-[(5-phosphoribosylamino)methylideneamino]imidazole-4-carboxamide isomerase activity
Source: RefSeq, a predicted model, not a curated record